CCAGAUCAACUGCACUUAUCCAAAGGCACAAACACUUCAGCAUGAAACCUGGGACUGUGUUUGUGUUCGCACUGCUGUGUGGAGUAGAGGCUGGCAGGGUUUUGGUGUUGCCGGGCGAGUACAGCCACUGGCUCAACAUGCGUGCGAUCGUAGACGCGUUAGUUGAUAAGAACCACAGCGUAACGGUUCUGGUCAGCUCUUCAUCAGCUACUGUACAGUACGCACGGAAGGAGCGGUUCGACUUCAAUGUGUUUAAAGUCAAGAUGAAGAAAGAAGAGGCCAUUGCCGUCUGGAGUGACUUUAUUCAUCUCUGGAUGAAUGACACAGCCACCACAUACGAGACAAUCACCACAAUCUGGCGAGUGAUGUCAAACUUUAUGGUGCUUGCUACUGAUACAUGCAAGGGCAUGUUUCACAAUGAGGAUCUUUUACACACACUUCAGGAAUCUCAUUAUGAUGUGCUUUUUUCGGAUCCAAUGAUGCCAUGUGCUGACUUGAUGGCAGAGACGCUGAAAAUCCCACACGUCAUCUCACUGCGCUCAACGUUCGCAUAUAAUUUAGAGCAUCUUUGUGGUCAGAUUCCCACACCACCGUCCUAUGUUCCUGCGGUCGCUGUGCAGGAUCACCUCACUGACCAUAUGAGCUUCACAGAGAGAGUUGAAAACAUGCUCCUCUACAUCAUGUAUACAACCAUAUUUCGCUUGCACAUGAGGUUUACUUUUGAUCGGCUUUACACUGAAAUAUGGGGCAAACCUACAACAAUGUGUGAGACCAUGGGAAAAGCUGACAUCUGGUUGAUUAGAACGUACUGGGAUUUUGAGUAUCCACGCCCACUCCUGCCUAAUUUUAAAUUUGUUGGAGGACUACACUGCAAACCUGCCAAGCCUCUGUCAAAGGAAUUGGAGAAGUUUGUUCAGAGCUCAGGAGAUCAUGGCAUUGUUGUUUUCUCAUUGGGUUCCAUGAUCAACAACCUGACAAUGGAAAGAGCAAACACUAUUGCUUCUGCUCUUGGUCAGAUCCCACAAAAGGUUGUUUGGCGUUACAGUGGAAAAACACCAGAAACCCUCGCCCCCAAUACAAAACUCUACGACUGGAUCCCACAGAAUGAUUUGCUCGGUAAGGAAACUUUCUUAGGCCUUUGA
Messenger RNA from Ctenopharyngodon idella (grass carp), 1142 nucleotides. Its product is annotated as UDP-glucuronosyltransferase 2A1-like. The transcript has 5 exons. The record is from RefSeq and is a predicted model, not a curated record. Bases 42 to 1142 code for a protein of 366 amino acids. Lineage: Eukaryota; Metazoa; Chordata; Actinopteri; Cypriniformes; Xenocyprididae. Gene Ontology annotation, molecular function: UDP-glycosyltransferase activity.